AUGGGACAAUGUGUCAGCAUUGCCACUAUCUUCAGCUGUGGUUUUGGAGUGGGCGGCCUGGCAUUGAAGGCGCUGCAGAAUCGUGCCUCCGGCUCGGGCGAUUCUGCCGACACAGAGCUGAGGGCCUCAAGCUCCAGCUCCGCUCCUCAAGACGUGGAUGAGGAGUGCAAGUGGCUGCAUAACCUGCUGAACAUCCUUUGGCCCCGGAUCAACAAGUUCCUGCAAGUCAUGGUUCAGGAGCAGAUCAUCCCGGAGAUCGACCGGGCACUGCCCAAGAUGUUGAAAGGCAGUGUGAAGUUUCCCAAAAUCUUUCUUGGGCGCGCGGUGCCAUCGUUCCGUAACAUCCGCUUGAAGGAGCGGGACGACCAAGCUAUCGUCUUGCAGGUGAGCAUAGAGAUGGCCUCCGACAUGGAUGUUGAGAUCCAAGCUUUGAGGGUGCCAGUCGGGAUGAAGCGCCUGCAGUUCUCUGGUGAGCUGAACGUGGUCUUUCAUCCCGAGAAAUCUGCGCCGCCAUUCUUCGGAGGCGUGACAGUGUUCUUCAUCGAUCCGCCCAGGCUGGACAUGGAUUUCACCGGCGCAGCCGACUUUGUGGACAUGCCCGUCCUUCGCAAUGUUGUGAGGUCCACUAUUCUGCAUGCGGUAAGCGGGGCUGUCGUUCUGCCAGCACGGAUCGCCGUCGACCUGAACGAGGACGAUGACACCGAUCAGGCGGAUCUCAGCUUCCCACCUCCCGUGGGCAUUCUGCGAAUCCUCGUGAGGAAGGGCACAGACCUUGUGGCCGCCGAUUUUGGCUUGCGACCCUCUUCGGACCCUUUCGUUGUCAUUGAGGUGGGGCAGCAGCGUUGGCAGUCCUCCGUCGUCGAGAAGUCAUUGAACCCUGUUUGGGAGCACGGAAACGUGCAAGACUUCUUGGUGUACGACAGGGGCCAGAAGGCGAACAUCCAUGUUUACGACAAGGACACUUAUUCUCGCGAUGACCUCAUCGGAUCAGUGUCGCGGAUCGACCUGGAGCCGCUCAUGCUUCGGAAGCCUUGCGACACUGACUUCUCACUCAGCCUGGAGGGGCGGCCAGCCGGCACUUUGCAGAUCUCCUCGCGUUGGUUUGAACUCUCUCCGUCGGCUCCACCCGAUAUCCCUGCGGCCGUGGCGAGGGGACCUUCGCAAUUGGUCCUGGCCGUGAAGUUGUUAGGUAUCACGGACCUGCCAAAGUCCUACAAGCCUCCUUUCGUUGUGCAAGUGGAGGUAAGCACGGUCAAUGCUGUGCUCACAAGCAGAAAAAGCCUGCCGCCCAGCAACAUCAAGCCCGUCGCAGUCGAGGUUGCCGACAUCGCACGGAGGCUGCACAGAGCCCACAAUCCGAUCAACCAAAUCUCGGAGGUCACAGGUCUGGAGCUCCGAGCUGUAAGCCUCGCCAUUGCACAAGACUCCCCACAGAGCUAUGCCCGUGCAAAGGAGGAAGCAGUCGCCGAGCUCAGCGCAACGCAUCCAGCAUUCAACCAGAUCCUGCGACUGCCGCUUCCCUGGACAUCCGAAGUCGUCAACUCUGCUACGGUGUCCCUCAGCCUCUCGGACCGAACGGACAGGCGGCUGGCAAAGGCAGUGGUGGUUCGCCUCGCAGAUGUGGCGGCGGCCGAGGUGGAAGGUGGCUUCGCCCUGAGCUGUGGCGGAACACUCCAAGCAAAGCUGAGCAUCGCCUGGAUGGCACUUCCAAACUGA
Molecule: messenger RNA, 1716 nt
Organism: Symbiodinium sp. CCMP2592
Lineage: Eukaryota; Dinophyceae; Suessiales; Symbiodiniaceae
Source: the annotation of a GenBank genome assembly